Molecule: messenger RNA, 1035 nt
Organism: Brassica oleracea var. oleracea
Lineage: Eukaryota; Viridiplantae; Streptophyta; Magnoliopsida; Brassicales; Brassicaceae
Product: bidirectional sugar transporter SWEET9
Exons: 6
Coding region: 66-881 (271 amino acids)
Biological process (GO): carbohydrate transport
Cellular component (GO): membrane
Molecular function (GO): sugar transmembrane transporter activity
Source: RefSeq, a predicted model, not a curated record
CAAACAUCAAAACAAACCUUAAACUAGCAAAAGAGUGAAAGACAUCAGGACGGGAGAAGUGAAGAAUGGUGUUCAUCAAAGUUCAUCAACUUGCUUUUCUCUUUGGUCUUUUGGGCAACAUUGUGUCUUUCGGGGUUUUCUUGUCUCCAGUGCCAACGUUCUAUGGGAUAUACAAGAAGAAAUCAUCAAAAGGGUUUCAGUCGAUACCAUACAUAUGUGCACUUGCAAGUGCAGCUCUUCUUCUCUUCUACGGAAUAAUGAAGACACAUGCCUAUCUCAUCAUUAGCAUCAACACCUUUGGAUGUUUCAUUGAAAUCUCCUACUUGUUUCUCUAUAUCAUUUACGCACCAAGAGAGGCCAGGAUAUUCACGUUGAAGUUGAUAUUGAUAUGCAACAUAGGUGGACUUGGUCUCUUGAUUCUUCUCGUUGAUCUUUUGAUUCCAAAACAACACCGAGUCUCAACGGUUGGAUGGGUUUGUGCUGCUUACAGUCUCGCCGUCUUUGCUUCUCCCUUAAGCGUUAUGAGGAAGGUGAUAAGGACAAAGAGUGUGGAAUACAUGCCGCUUCUUCUCUCCUUGUCUCUCACUCUUAACGCCGUCAUGUGGUUCUUUUAUGGACUUCUUAUCGAGGACAAGUUCAUUGCUAUGCCAAACAUUCUUGGAUUUUUGUUCGGUAUAGCUCAAAUGAUACUAUACAUGAUGUAUCACGAUUCAAAGAAAACGGAUUUGCCAAAACUCAUAUCUACAGAGAAUCAACCAACAAAUGAAACCAAUCUGAACGAAGUUGCGAUCGUGGCCGUUGAAUUGUCUGAUGCUAGAGCAGAAAACGUUGAAGGAUCGGUGAGGCCUAUGAAGACUCCAAACUCAAGCACCACGGCUUAAAAGGAGAAACAUAACUUAACCUUGAGUUGAGGCCUAUGAAGCCUAUGCAGACUCUUUAUCUUACGUUGGAAAAAAUAAACUUUAAAUCUAAAUGCUUAGUUUGUCCAAAAAAUAAACUCUAAAUGCUUAGUUUGUCCAAAAAAAAAAAUCUAAA